GUCCCCUAUCAUGAUGUUGACCCCUUGUGCCUCGAUCGGCUCACUGAAGAAGAAAAAAUGCAAAUUAUGGACGAAGCCAGGAAAUUCGGCAUCGCGUAUAUAAUCCAGGAGUACAUCAUGACCGGGGUCCAUACAGUGAAGAAGUUACUGCUCAUGACCACGCCUGAGGAGGUGAGGGACGUAUGGUGCUCAUGUACUAUCUCUAUGCCUUGGUGCUUUUAGUCCAUAGAAGUUAAAGUGGUGAUUAAUAUUCUGUAUAUGAUCUUUUUUAUUUUUUUUUUAUUUUUUUUACACUUAAAGCUCAAGAUUUCCGCCAGCCUAACAGAAGCGGAUCUUGUGUGCAUCUUCUCGCAACGUAUGGAAAGGGAGCUUAAGCAUCGUCAGAGGCUUCAGCACGUCCAUACUCUCGAGCACGUCAUAGAACUCUUAAAAAAUUCCCAAAAGAUUAUGAUUCUCACAGGUGCUGGCGUCUCAGUGUCCUGUGGCAUUCCUGACUUUAGGUCGCCUGAUGGUGUAUAUUCCAGACUUUCAGAAUUCGAACUGGAUGAUCCAACGCAGAUGUUUGAGUUUGAGUUCUUUAGUGAGAAGCCUGAAGUCUUUUACUCGUUUGCAAGAGAGAUUUUCCCUAGCAAUUUUACGCCAAGUUCUUCUCACAAUUUUAUCAAGUUGCUAGAAGACCAAGGAAGGUUGCUAAGGAAUUAUACACAAAACAUUGAUACGUUGGAACAAAAAGCAGGAAUUCAAAAUGUUUUGCAAUGCCAUGGCUCAUUUGCAACUGCCAGUUGCAUUCGAUGUAAAUUUCAAGUUCCUGGCGAUGAAAUCAAGGAUGCAAUCCUGAAACAACAAGUUGCAUACUGCAAACACUGCGCAAGCUCAAACUCAAACCAUGGAUUUAAUUCAACGGAAACAUCUAGAGAACAAGGCACCGACAUCGAGGAUUCGAAUCGAGAUGGCACUGAACCGGCUGUGAUGAAGCCUGAUAUUGUGUUCUUUGGUGAGCGGCUACCAUCGGCAUUUGACGAUUGCUUUGAAAAGGACCGAAAUGAAGUUGACUUGCUUAUUGUCAUUGGAAGUAGUCUUAAGGUUGCACCUGUGAGCGACAUCAUGCAUCAAUUGCCGAAGAAUAUCCCACAAAUCCUGAUCAACAGGACCCCAAUAACUCAUAUGGAGUUUGAUGUUCAACUUUUGGGCAACUGUGAUACAAUCGUGGCAGAACUCUGCAGGAUGGCUGGAUGGGAGCUCCGACAUGAAAGGUUACCUGGUGGGACUUCAAAUGUACCAAAUAUGGGUAUGAACACCAACGCGGAUGGGUCGGGCAGAGGCGGCCGUGCCUAUUGGUCGCUUAUUGAACCAAACACCUAUAUCUUUGAAGGCGCCAUCUUGGGUGAUAUUGAGUACGAAUCAAGUCAAAGUGGUAGCAAGAAACGUGGAUGCUUUGACCAUUGUGUUGUAGAUGACUAUGGUAUUAGUAGCGAUGAAGAUGAGGAAAGUCAGAGAAGAACAAGUUUUUUGCGCGUAGGUCGCUUUAGUUCGCCUGGAGUUAUGGACAUGGACAGCGAUGAUGGUAACAGCGACGGUGGCAGCAAUGAUAGUGGCAGCGACAGCGACAGCGACAGCAAUGAAAGUCAGCACACUGUGCGCAGUAUAUCAAUUGUCCCAACUAACUCUGGAACAUCUAACUCUGCCAUCGACUCUGUAAUAUGUCCAUCCUUGGUAACUCCUUCAGAUAUGGCGUCAGAGGCUAUAGGAUCACGAUGUAGUGUUCCUGAUAUCCGUGCAGGGACAUCUUCCUCACCAUCACUACCGUCAUCUCAAGAGGAACCAUGUGCUCGCAGACAACCACAUGAAGAAAGAGAUGAUAAGAGCAAGCUGCGCGCCACGUUGGAGGGAAGAACGCCACAAGGGGCUAGUAAAAUCGAACUUGAAUCAAUCGUAGAGUCUGGAGGGACUCGCUCUCCUUCUCAUGAUUACAAUUGCGCCCACGAAAUCCGUCAACUAAGUGUAGAUUCGGAUUUAGUUUUUGAUGAUUCUUUGAAGGCGACUAUUCUGCUACAGCAAGACGGUAAUGUUGUAUCGCAGGUGAUAAAUGAACUUCCUGGUCAGUCAAGUCUUAUAACUGAGCCUAUGGAGGAGAAUAUUGAUCAUGGCCACAAAUGCUGACACUGAAGGCGAUUCGUUUAGACAGCAUAGAGACUAUUAGAUUAAUUAUUUAGAUUUACUAUGUAUAAUGUAAUAACUACUGUUCUGAGCAUAAAGUUUUCAAGGAAUG
Messenger RNA from Lobosporangium transversale, 2269 nucleotides. Its product is annotated as DHS-like NAD/FAD-binding domain-containing protein. Gene Ontology annotation, molecular function: NAD+ binding. The coding region runs from base 259 to 2160 and encodes 633 amino acids. Lineage: Eukaryota; Fungi; Mortierellomycota; Mortierellomycetes; Mortierellales; Mortierellaceae. The transcript has 4 exons. The record is from RefSeq and is a predicted model, not a curated record.